UUCCAGCUGUCCCUCUCUCGGUCGGGAUUUCGGAACCACGGGAGAGUCACCGGAAAGGCUUUUGGUGAUAAACCGUCGUAUUUUGGGGAGAAUAUAUCACAAUUUAUGGUUACAUAAAAACACAGAGAGUGACUUUAUGCACCUUUUAAGGAUGGACGCGGAACUAUGAGGCGCAGUGUAGUGGCAGAAGACUGAGUGAACCAUGGCGCAGUUCCCCACUGCCUUCACAGGACAAGACGUGUUUCUGAUCACUGCGGAUGAAAGGGCCAAACACGAUCAGCAGUUUCACAGCCUCUCUCCGACUGCCGGGGGUUUCAUAACAGGUGACCAGGCCAAAAACUUCUUCCUUCAGUCGGGGCUGCCGCCGCCCAUCCUGGCCCAGAUAUGGGCUUUGGCUGAUAUGAACGGCGACGGCCGCAUGGACAUCCACGAGUUCUCCAUCGCCAUGAAACUGAUCAAGCUGAAGCUGCAGGGUCACCCUCUGCCGCCGGCGCUUCCUCCCAGCAUGAAGCAGCCGCCCCUCGCUCUGCCCCCCCAGGCCAGCUUUGGAAUGCCCCCUAUGGCGCCACUCCCCACUCCCAUUCCAGCUCCCAUCGCAGCUCCUCUGCCAGUCGUGCCCCCGCUCCCCCUUCCUCCUCUUCCGGUUGGGGUGUCGCCUCCUCUCGUCUCUACCGCCGCCCCGCCCCUCCCGCCGCCCAUCGCCAACGGAGCUCCUCCCACCGCCAUGAUGCCGCCCAUCCCAGGCUUCCCCCACCCAGUCUCAGCUCCGCCUUCGUUCAAUCGCUCCAGCACCAAGCUGCAGAAGGGCUCGUCGUUUGACGCUGCAGGCUCCCAGCCUCCCUCUGACUGGGCAGUUCCUCAGUCCUCCAGACUAAAGUACCGGCAGCUUUUUAACUCCCAUGACAAGAUGAUGAGCGGUUACCUCACCGGGCCUCAGGCUCGCACCAUCCUGAUGCAGUCCAGCCUUCCUCAGAGUCAGCUGGCCACCAUCUGGAGCCUGUCGGACAUCGACCAGGACGGAAAGCUGACGGCUGAGGAGUUCAUCUUGGCCAUGCACCUCAUAGACAUGGCCAUGUCAGGGUUACCGCUGCCUCCAGUGUUACCGCCAGAUUACCUCCCACCCACGUUCAGGCGCGUGCGGAGCGACAGUGUUCAGUCAGACCAGAAGAGUGUCCAGGAGGAGGCAGAGGAGGAGAAUGAGAGCAGUCAGGAGAAGAAACUACCAGUGACAUUUGAGGAUAAGAAGAGGGAGAACUUUGAAAGAGGAAACCUGGAGCUGGAGAAAAGACGUCAGGCUCUGCAGGAGCAGCAGAGGAAAGAACAGGAGAGGCUGGCAGCCCUGGAGAGAGAGGAGCAGGAGAGAAAGGAGCGCGAGCGUCUGGAACAAGAACGAAGACGACAACAGGAGCUGGAGAAACAGCUGGAGAAGCAGCGAGAGCUGGAGAGGCAAAGAGAAGAAGAACGCCGCAAGGAGAUAGAACGGAGAGAGGCUGCUAAGAGGGAACUGGAGCGCCAGCGGCAGCUGGAGUGGGAACGGCAGCGCCGCCAGGAGCUGCUCACUCAGAGAAACCGGGAGCAAGAAAGCAUCGUGCUGCUCAAAGCCAGGAAGAAGACGCUGGAGUUUGAACUGGAGGCUUUGAACGACAAGAAGAACCAGCUGGAAGGUAAACUAAAGGAUGUUCGCUUCCGUCUUUCAACUCAGCGUAGAGAGAUUGAGCAGACCAAUCAGACCAGAGAAACUCGCAUCGCUGAAAUCACACAGCUUCAGCAGCAGCUUCAGGACUCCCAGCAGUGGCUGGGGAGGCUGAUUCCUGACAAGCAGAGUCUGAACGACCAGUUGAAGCAGGUCCAGCAGAACAGUCUGCAUCGUGAUAGCAUGUCAUCCCUGCAGAAGGCCAUUGAGCAAAAGGAGAGCAGCAGGCAGCAGCUCCGGGAGCAGCUUGAUACAGUGGAGAGGGAGACCAGAGCAAAACUGCUGGAAAUAGAUGCCUUCAACACACAACUGAAGUGUCUGUGUGAGUUCUAUGCCAACCACUGUGCCAGGAUAGAAGCCCUGCGACGCCAGCUUCACCGCGAAGAGAAAGGGAGACAGGAGCUGCGCGAGAUCCACAGCCGGCAGCAGAGACAGAAACAGAAGGAGCUGGAGGGAGGCACACAGUCACUCUCCCAACCUUACAUGCAAGCCGCUAUUGAGAGGAAGUCCGCUGAGCUGCAGGAGGGCGGGUUAUCGUCAAAGGAGGGCGUGGCCUGGCGGGGUGAGACGGGAAUCUCCGCCCCUAAAGCUCCUAGCCCCGCCUCUGUGUCUGCCUCCCACGCCUGGCUAAACAGGGUGACGCAGGAGGAGGAGGAGCGGAAAAGGAGAGGGGCGGAGGAGGAAGAGGAGGUCCGGAAGGGAGCCGGCUCCGUGGAAGAGAAGGAGGUGGAGAGCAGAGGCAAGAAGGACAUGCAGGAUAAGCUGAACAAGCUGUUCAGCCAACCAGCUGACCCCUGGGUCUCAGCAGCUGACAAGGCUCCGGCUCCAGGCCUGUUUGACCAGAAAGCGCCCGCCAGUGGCUUCGAGCAACAAAAGCAGCAGCCAGUGAAGGUGGUCUACUACAGGGCUCUGUAUCCGUUUGAUGCUCGUAGCCACGAUGAGAUCAGCAUCCAGCCCGGGGAUGUCAUCAUGGUGAAGGGGGAAUGGGUGGAUGAAUCCCAAACCGGGGAGCCUGGGUGGCUGGGAGGUGAGCUCAGAGGCAGGACCGGCUGGUUUCCAGCUAAUUACGCCGAGCGGAUACCUGAAAGCGAAGCACCAAUCAGCCUGCGCGCCUCAUCCUCAGCCACGCCCCCAUCCACCCAGCAGCCAAUGGCCACGCCCCCGUCCGCCUCUGGACACACCUCCACAUCUUCCGGCAACAGUAACUGGGCCGACUUCAGCACCACGUGGCCGUCCAGCACAGCGAGCCAAUCAGACAGCGAGGGGUGGGACGCCUGGCCCACCACCUCGGCCAAUCAGAAUCCCUCUCUCAGCGUUCCGUCAGCACAGCUACGGCAGCGCUCCGCCUUCACACCUGCCACCAUGACGACAGGCUCCUCCCCCUCUCCUGUGCUGGGGCAGGGGGAGAAGGUGGAAGGACUUCAGGCCCAGGCUUUGUAUCCCUGGAGAGCCAAGAAGGACAACCACCUGAACUUCAACAAAAACGAGAUCAUAACAGUGUUGGAGCAGCAGGACAUGUGGUGGCUGGGUGAACUUCAGAACGGACAAAGAGGCUGGUUCCCCAAAAGCUACGUCAAGCUCAUCUCAGCCAACAUGACCAUCCCUCCUGUUGCUGCUGCUGCUGCUGCUGCUGCUGCUGCAGUCCGCAGCAAAAACGCUAAUGAAGCUGGAAUAUCUGAGAGUCCACCGAACGGGAAACGGCCGUCAUCCUCUCCGGCGAAACCGUCGGACUCUGGAGAAGAGUAUGUGGCCAUGUACACCUAUGAGAGCAAUGAGCAGGGAGACCUAAGCUUCCAGCAAGGAGACAUCGUGGUGGUGACCAGGAAAGAAGGGGAUUGGUGGACGGGCAUGGUUGGAGGAAAGACCGGAGUCUUUCCGUCCAACUACGUCAAACCGCGUGAUUCAGUGACUGAGUCAUUAGGACCAGCAGGGAAGACAGGAAGCCUGGGGAAGAAACCAGAGAUCGCUCAGGUGAUCGCUGCUUACACUGCGACGGGUGCAGAGCAGCUGACGUUAGCCCCGGGUCAGCUUAUCCUCAUCCGGAAAAAGAACCCCGGGGGCUGGUGGGAGGGCGAGCUGCAGGCUCGAGGGAAAAAGCGGCAGAUUGGUUGGUUUCCAGCCAAUUACGUGAAGCUUCUGAGUCCCAGCACCAGCAAGACGACUCCCACCGAGCCCACCCCUCCUAAACUGGCUCCUGCCAGCACAGCUUUGUGCCAGGUGAUCGGCAUGUAUGACUACGUGGCCCAGAACGACGACGAGCUGGCCUUUCAGAAGGGUCAGGUGAUCAAUGUGCUCAACAAGGACGACUGUGAUUGGUGGAAAGGAGAGCUGAACGGAAGGGAGGGUCUGUUUCCUAGCAACUACGUCAAACUGACAACGGACACUGACCCGUGCACACAGUGGUGCGCUGACCUCCACCUGCUGGACAUGCUGAGUCCCAUGGAGAGGAAGAGGCAGGGCUACAUCCACGAGCUGAUCGUCACAGAGGAGAACUACGUCAACGAUCUGCAGCUCGUCACCGAGAUCUUCCACAAGCCUCUGCUGGAGUGUGAGCUGCUGACGGAGAAGGAAGUGGCCAUGAUCUUUGUGAACUGGAAAGAGCUCAUCAUGUGCAACAUCAAACUUCUCAAGGCCCUCAGGGUGAGGAAGAAGAUGUCAGGCGAUCGGAUGCCCGUGAAGAUGAUCGGCGACAUCCUGACCAACCAGCUGCCUCACAUGCAGCCGUACAUCAGGUUCUGUUCAUGUCAGCUGAACGGAGCAACGCUGAUUCAGCAGAAAACCGACGACAAUCCUGAGAUCAAAGACUUCCUCAAGAGGUUGGCCAUGGAUCCCAGGUGCAAGGGGAUGCCUCUGUCCAGUUUCCUCCUCAAGCCCAUGCAGAGGGUCACACGCUACCCGCUCAUCAUCAAAAACAUCCUAGAAAACACUCCAGAGUCUCAUCCAGACCACAGCCAUCUGAAAGCUGCGCUGGAGAAGGCAGAGGAGCUCUGCUCUCAGGUGAAUGAAGGCGUCAGAGAGAAGGAGAACUCCGAUCGGCUGGAGUGGAUCCAGGCUCACGUUCAGUGUGAGGGGCUCUCAGAGCAACUGGUGUUUAACUCGGUCACCAACUGUCUGGGUCCCAGGAAGUUCCUCCACAGCGGCAAGCUGUUCAAAGCCAAGAGCAGCAAGGAGCUCUACGGCUUCCUGUUCAAUGACUUCCUGCUGCUCACUCAGGUGACCAAACCUCUGGGCUUUUCGGGGUCGGACAAAGUCUUCUCCUCAAAAACCCAUCUGCAGUAUCGCAUGUACAAAACGCCAAUCUUUCUGAACGAAGUGUUAGUGAAGCUGCCAACGGAUCCAUCGGGAGAUGAACCUCUGUUCCACAUCUCACACAUAGACAGGGUUUACACGCUGCGGGCCGAGAGCAUCAAUGAAAGGACUGCGUGGGUGCAGAAAAUUAAGGCGGCUUCGGAGCUCUUCAUAGAGACGGAGAAGAAGAAGAGGGAGAAGGCGUAUUUAGUCCGUUCGCAGAGGGCGACGGGGAUCGGCAGACUGAUGGUCAACAUCGUGGAGGGGAUCGAGCUGAAACCCUGUCGCACCCAUGGAAAAAGCAAUCCUUACUGUGAAGUCACCAUGGGCUCUCAGUGCCAUAUCACAAAAACGGUGCAGGACACUUUGAAUCCCAAGUGGAAUUCCAAUUGUCAGUUUUUUAUUAAGGACCUGGAGCAGGACGUCCUCUGUAUCACUGUGUUUGAACGAGACCAGUUCUCACCUGACGACUUCCUCGGCAGGACUGAGAUCCGACUGGCCGAAAUCAAGAAGGACCAGGGUUCCAAAGGACCAAUCACAAAGAGGCUGCUGCUUCACGAGGUCCCCACGGGGGAGAUCGUGGUUAGACUGGACCUCCAGCUGUUUGAAGAACCGUGAGACGUGCGGCAGGUUUGACCAGAUGGGACUGGCCUGAGAAUGAACUCUGAGAAACGAGCAGGGAUCAGCGGCUGGACUGGAAUAGACUGGACCAGAAGCCUGGAAUGACCUGGGGUUACUCAUUAUGUGUUCUGGCUGUUAAUGUUUAGGGCGCUCGGUGUGUUAACAGCGGGUUGUAAUGUGAUUGUUUUGUGAGAAAGACCCCAGGAAAAGUCAGAAAUUACAUCAAGUAACUAAUUAUCAUCAUCUUUAAUAACUACUUUAGAUGUUAUAUCACAGUUUUACAGAACUUUAUUUCCCAAUAUUUGCAUAAUUUGGAAGAGGUUAGCAAUAAAUGGGCUUAUUUUGGGUUCAUUUUUUAAACAUAAGUACAUAUCUUGGACUGAAAUAGAUUUAUCUUAGAGUACUGGAGUACCAUUACAUCCAUUUCAAAUAUUUAAAAGAAAUAUAGAAAUUCUAGGUAUUUAACAGCUGCAGCCAGCAAGGAUUAUAUGUUCUUUGCAUAAAAGGGAUUUGCUGUGCUAACAAAAACAUCUUGGAAUAUGUAAUGGCAGCAAAUAAUGAUAGUCCUAGGCCCGUUUCUGGUCCAGUUAAUGCCAGUCUGCUCACGCCACACUGCUCUGGGGUCCAGUUUAUACUCGCUCCAAGUUUGGACAUCAGACGGGUUGCUACUGUUUCCGCCUCCUCUGCUUUAUCCAGACAGUCUUAGAGAAACUCCAGCGACAAUCCCUCCUUUUGUGUCCCGGCAAAUCUAACCGCUGUGUGUGACUGAGCGUAUGCCAGGCGGCUGUGAGUGACUAGAAAUGUGAAAAGUUGGGUAGUGGAUAUCUAAAGGCACUGUUCGGUUUACUUUUUAUUUCUUUUCUUUUUUUUUUUUUUUUAUUAGUCCAACCAGCUCCUCAGACUCGGACGUUUUGGUUUUAACCUCGACUGAACACUUGCCACAUUUCCUCAGAAAGUGCUUAAUAUGUACAGGUGUAUUGAAAACCACGCUAAUAAGCUGAAGAAACAGAAAGAUUUUAACCAAGUAUACGGCAGGUAUUCAGUGUAAAUGACCGACUACAGACACGUCAAGGCGGAUGUCAUAUGCACCAGAUGUAAUAAUGAGGCUGAAGUCAACAGUCAAUGCAGUGAACAGGUACGAAAGCUGAUUUUGAUCAAGGUACUGUGAACAAGAAUGUCUUAACUUUAGGUUUUUUGUUUUUUUUCUGUCGCACAUCUCAACUCUGACAUGCUGCUGCUGUGUUAACGGUUGUCAUUUCUA
Molecule: messenger RNA, 6863 nt
Organism: Fundulus heteroclitus (mummichog)
Lineage: Eukaryota; Metazoa; Chordata; Actinopteri; Cyprinodontiformes; Fundulidae
Gene: itsn1
Product: intersectin 1 (SH3 domain protein)
Exons: 47
Coding region: 203-5599 (1798 amino acids)
Biological process (GO): intracellular signal transduction; positive regulation of Rho protein signal transduction
Molecular function (GO): protein binding; calcium ion binding; guanyl-nucleotide exchange factor activity
Source: RefSeq, a predicted model, not a curated record